GGGCGGGGCCGGAGUUUGGGAAGCGGAGGGAAUGGCUGUCACCGGUGAAGUCAUGCUCGGCGCCUAGCUUCUCUCCGUCCCCGCUCCGCUGCUCGCCCAGAGCUAGCGGCGCGACACCCGGCGCGGCGCUCCGCCCGAGCGGAAGUGCUAUUCUGCUCAUUGAAAAGGAGACAGAAAAUAGAUGUCCACGCCCACAGACUCUGGUGCCAUGCCUCAUCCUGGUCCUUCCCCUGGACCAGGGCCUUCACCUGGACCGAUUCUAGGACCUAGCCCAGGACCAGGGCCAUCUCCUGGCUCAGUUCACAGCAUGAUGGGGCCAAGUCCUGGUCCACCCAGUGUCCCGCAUCAAAUGCCAGCAAUGGGGCCAACUGAUUAUCCACAGGAAGGCAUGCACCAAAUGCAUAAGUCCAUUGAUGGCUUGCAUGAGAAAGGAAUGGUUGAAGACGUUCACUGCAGCUCCAUGAAGACUAUGCGACCUCCUCACCCUGGAAUGGCCCCACCUCAGAGUCCAAUGGACCAGCAUAGCCAAGGUUAUAUGUCUCCACACCCGUCUCCACUAGGAGCACCAGAGCAUGUGUCCAGUCCAAUGUCUGGAGGAGGCCCAACUCCACCCCAGAUGACUCCCAGCCAACCAGGACCUAUUAUACCUGGAGACCCACAAGUUAUGAGUCAACCCAACAGAGGUCCUUCCCCUUUCAGCCCUGUACAGCUGCACCAACUUCGGGCUCAGAUUCUUGCAUACAAAAUGUUAGCUAGAGGUCAGCCUUUACCAGAAAACCUGCAGCUUGCUGUUCAGGGAAAACGGACCCUUCCUGGCAUUCAACAGCAGCAGCCUCCCAGUGCCUUCAACAGACAGUCUGGUAUUGGGAUGCAUGCAAUGAGUGGUGCUGCAACUGGACCAGGGCCUGCUGCAGGAAUACCCGGACAUACGGCUGCCAUUACCCCUAAAACUUGGAAUGAAGGCCAAACCCCAGAUAUGAGCGUCUCCAGUGCACCGCAGAAGCUUCCUGCACCGUCCCCUAGUGGGAGGCCUUCUCCUGCCCCCACUGCUGCCCAGCCUGCUGCUGCUAUGCCUGGGCCUUCUGUACCGCAGCCACCACCUGGACAGCCUUCUCCCAUUGUUCAGCUGCAGCAAAAGCAGAAUCGCAUCAGCCCUAUUCAAAAGCCGCAAGGAUUAGACCCUGUUGAAAUUCUUCAAGAACGUGAAUAUAGGCUUCAGGCACGAAUUGCUCACAGAAUCCAGGAACUGGAGAACUUGCCUGGUUCUCUGCCCCCUGAUCUGCGAACCAAAGCGACAGUGGAGUUGAAGGCACUUAGGUUACUGAAUUUCCAGCGCCAGUUGAGACAAGAGGUAGUAGCUUGCAUGCGUCGUGAUACAACAUUAGAGACAGCACUGAACUCCAAGGCCUACAAGCGAAGCAAGCGCCAGACUUUGAGGGAGGCCCGUAUGACAGAAAAACUUGAGAAACAGCAGAAGAUAGAACAGGAGAGGAAGCGUAGACAGAAGCAUCAGGAAUACCUGAACAGCAUAUUGCAACAUGCUAAAGAUUUCAAAGAGUACCAUCGGUCGGUGGCUGGCAAAAUUCAGAAACUUUCUAAAGCUGUGGCAACUUGGCAUGCCAACACUGAACGUGAGCAGAAGAAAGAAACUGAGAGAAUUGAGAAAGAAAGAAUGAGGAGGCUAAUGGCUGAAGAUGAAGAAGGCUACCGUAAGCUGAUUGACCAAAAGAAAGAUAGACGCCUGGCCUACCUAUUGCAGCAGACAGAUGAGUAUGUUGCUAACUUGACUAAUCUGGUAUGGGAACAUAAACAGGCACAAGCAGCCAAAGAAAAGAAGAAGAGGAGGAGAAGAAAGAAGAAGGCUGAAGAAAAUGCAGAGGGCAUGGCAUCUGGUCUUGGUCCCGAUGGAGAGCCCAUAGAUGAGAGCAGUCAGAUGAGCGACCUUCCAGUCAAAGUGACUCACACUGAAACAGGCAAAGUUCUUCUUGGUCCAGAAGCACCAAAAGCAAGUCAGCUCGAUGCUUGGCUGGAAAUGAACCCUGGCUAUGAAGUUGCUCCCAGGUCAGACAGUGAAGAUGAAAGUGGUUCUGAAUAUGAGGAGGAGGAUGAUGAAGAAGAAUCAAGCAGAUUAGAAGCAGAUGAGAAGAUACUCCUGGAUCCUAACAGUGAAGAAGUUUCUGAGAAAGAUGCUAAGCAAAUCAUUGAGACAGCCAAACAAGAUGUGGAUGAUGAAUACAGUAUGCAAUAUAGUGCUAGAGGGUCUCAGUCAUACUACACAGUUGCACACGCAAUCACAGAAAGGGUGGAAAAACAGUCUUCUCUUCUAAUUAAUGGCACACUAAAACAUUAUCAGCUUCAGGGACUGGAAUGGAUGGUUUCACUCUAUAAUAACAAUCUGAAUGGGAUUUUAGCUGAUGAAAUGGGACUGGGAAAGACUAUACAGACUAUUGCACUUAUCACUUACUUGAUGGAGCACAAAAGGCUCAAUGGCCCCUAUCUCAUCAUCGUUCCCCUUUCGACGUUAUCCAACUGGACAUAUGAAUUUGACAAAUGGGCUCCUUCUGUGGUGAAGAUAUCUUACAAGGGCACACCUGCAAUGCGCCGCUCACUUGUUCCUCAGCUUCGAAGUGGAAAAUUUAAUGUUCUUUUAACUACUUAUGAGUACAUAAUAAAGGACAAACAUAUCCUUGCUAAGAUUCGAUGGAAAUACAUGAUAGUAGAUGAAGGUCAUCGAAUGAAGAAUCAUCACUGCAAGCUGACUCAGGUCUUGAACACUCACUACGUGGCCCCUAGGCGAAUACUACUGACGGGGACACCAUUGCAGAAUAAAUUGCCUGAACUGUGGGCUCUUCUCAAUUUCCUUCUCCCAACUAUUUUCAAGAGCUGUAGCACCUUUGAACAGUGGUUCAACGCUCCAUUUGCCAUGACAGGAGAAAGGGUGGACUUAAAUGAAGAAGAAACUAUUCUUAUCAUCCGUCGUCUCCACAAAGUACUCCGACCCUUCUUGCUGAGAAGACUGAAGAAAGAAGUUGAGUCUCAACUGCCAGAAAAGGUGGAAUAUGUGAUCAAAUGUGAUAUGUCUGCUCUCCAGAAGAUCCUGUACCGACACAUGCAGGCCAAGGGAAUUCUUCUUACAGAUGGUUCUGAGAAAGACAAGAAGGGAAAAGGUGGCGCAAAAACUCUUAUGAACACCAUCAUGCAACUGAGAAAGAUAUGCAAUCAUCCAUAUAUGUUUCAGCAUAUUGAGGAAUCGUUUGCUGAACAUUUAGGCUACUCAAAUGGCGUCAUCAACGGAGCUGAACUUUAUCGGGCCUCAGGGAAGUUUGAGCUACUUGAUCGCAUUCUACCAAAGUUACGAGCUACAAACCAUCGUGUGCUUCUUUUCUGUCAAAUGACAUCACUUAUGACCAUUAUGGAAGACUACUUUGCCUUUCGAAAUUUCCUCUACUUGCGUCUUGAUGGCACAACGAAAUCAGAAGAUCGAGCUGCUCUCUUAAAGAAGUUCAAUGAGCCUGGGUCACAAUACUUUAUCUUCUUGCUGAGUACCAGGGCUGGAGGGCUAGGCUUGAAUCUCCAGGCUGCUGAUACAGUUAUAAUCUUCGAUAGUGACUGGAAUCCUCACCAGGACUUGCAGGCACAAGAUAGAGCUCACCGAAUUGGUCAGCAGAAUGAAGUUCGAGUUCUGCGACUAUGCACUGUGAACAGCGUGGAAGAGAAGAUUCUUGCUGCUGCAAAGUAUAAGUUGAAUGUAGAUCAAAAAGUUAUUCAGGCUGGAAUGUUUGAUCAGAAGUCUUCAAGUCAUGAAAGGAGGGCUUUUCUGCAGGCUAUACUGGAGCAUGAAGAAGAAAAUGAGGAGGAAGAUGAAGUUCCUGAUGAUGAGACUCUGAAUCAGAUGAUUGCUCGACGUGAGGAGGAAUUUGAUCUCUUUAUGCGUAUGGACAUGGACCGUCGUAGAGAGGAUGCCAGAAACCCCAAGCGCAAGCCCCGCUUGAUGGAGGAGGAUGAAUUGCCAUCUUGGAUUAUUAAGGAUGAUGCUGAAGUUGAAAGGCUCACAUGUGAAGAAGAGGAAGAAAAGAUAUUUGGAAGAGGAUCCCGUCAACGCAGGGAUGUGGAUUAUAGUGAUGCUCUCACAGAGAAACAGUGGCUGCGGGCAAUCGAAGACGGCAAUUUGGAAGAAAUGGAAGAGGAAGUACGGCUUAAAAAGCGGAAGAGAAGAAGAAAUGUGGAUAAGGAUUCUGGAAAAGAGGAUGGAGAGAAAGCAAAGAAAAGAAGAGGCAGACCUCCUGCAGAAAAAUUGUCACCUAACCCACCUAAACUGACAAAACAAAUGAAUGCUAUCAUUGAUACAGUGAUAAACUACAAAGACAGUUCUGGACGGCAGCUAAGUGAAGUCUUUAUUCAGCUUCCAUCAAGGAAAGAACUACCAGAGUACUAUGAAUUGAUUAGGAAACCGGUGGACUUCAAAAAAAUUAAGGAAAGAAUUCGCAACCAUAAAUAUCGGAGUCUUGGGGACCUGGAGAAGGAUGUCAUGUUGCUGUGUCAUAAUGCUCAGACAUUCAAUCUGGAGGGAUCACAGAUCUAUGAGGAUUCCAUUGUUCUUCAGUCUGUGUUCAAAAGUGCACGACAGAAGAUUGCCAAAGAAGAAGAAAGUGAGGAUGAAAGCAAUGAUGAUGAAGAUGAUGAUGAUGAAGAGGAGUCAGAGUCAGAAUCAAAAUCAGUGAAAGUCAAAAUCAAGCUGAAUAAGAAGGAUGAAAAAAGUCGGGAGAAAGGAAAAGGCAAGAAGAGGCAAAGCCGAGCAAAAGCCAAACCUGUUGUGAGUGAUGAUGAUAGUGAUGAGGAUCAAGAUGAAAAUGUAAGUUUUGUAAACUGAGACUGUGGAAGUGGUUACACUGAUUGCGUCUCUGCCCUGUCCUGCUUGCUGUCAGAAUUCUCACCUAUUCAUGCUUAAGCACAUAUUUAAUCUGUAUUCAUCAUCUUGAGAGAAUUUGGUAAGGGUGUUAACUGUAUCUGGCUGUGUUUAGGAGAUCUGGUCCCAGUGCUGAAAGACAAGAAGUCUUAAUAGCUUGGAGAAGAAGUUUGGAGAAAAAGCUCCAAGAAGUUUGGAGCUUUUUUCUUGGAGCUGUUCCUACCAUCUUAGAAACUUUAAACCUUGUGCUUUGUUUGCUUUCAUCCCCAAAUGAAAAACUCUUAGCUUGAUUUUUUUUUGUAGUUGCUUCUAUAAAUGCAACAAAUGAAAACAGACCUCUUCCCAUUUGUUUUUUAACAUCUGGAUAGAUAGAAAUACUUGAUGUUUCAUUACUUGGUGUCUUUUCUUCUCUAAAGAAGCCUGCAGCAACUAAAUUAAAUGUCUUGAAAUAUUAGAUAACUACAUUUCUUAAGACUACUUCGAUGUGUCAAUUUAAUUGUCAUCUUUCUUCCCUUUUCUUUUUUCUUCUUUAACAAAUUCCACAGAAUAGCUGGCAAAGAAUUUCUGACUUGUCUUGUGUCUCUUACCUCUAGGACCAGUCGGAAGCAAGCGGAAGUGAUGAUGAGUGAUCCAUAGGGUUUAUUUUCUUGGCAGAACUGACCCCUUCCCCUUCUCUUCUCCCUUCUCCUAUUUUAUGCCCAGUGAAUUCAUUUUGUCAAAUAGACAUUGGGUUAUUUCUGUAUUCUCAUCCUCUAUAAAUUAGCUUUAGGAUAGUGCCAGACAAACAUAUGAUAUCAUGGUGUAAAAAAAAAAAAAAAGAAAGAAAAAAAAAAAAAGUAAUGUUGUGACCAAAUGGGCCUCAAAGAUUUAAAAAACAAGACAAAAACACAACAAAAAAAGUUUUUGAUGGAAAAUGUGGGUUAGUAGUAUAUUUCUAUGGGCUGGGUUUAGCUUGGUAUGGUUUGGUUUUGCCUGGUUUUAUCAUUUGAUAAGAAGUUUUUAAGUGGCAUUGGAAAGACACACACAAAAAAGUCUUUUGUAGCAUUGAUAACCAGGAGAAGCCAUUAAAAGUCACUGGUUAUUUUAUUGUUCAUCAGGCAGUUUUUGAGGUUUUUAUUUCUUCUGUAUUUUUUUUUUUUACACUGUGGUACAUAUAUGCAACUUUGUUUAAUAGCUUAUAUUUGUACAGUAGUUAGCCUUCAUCCAUUUUGUCUCAUUUAUGUUCUUCCAUUUAUGCUUGACGAUCUUCAGAAAAAUGCUUUUUGAAUUGUAUCAAAUUUAUGUCUACUGUAAACUUUGCUUAACUUUUUUCUCCUUGAUUAAAAAAGUUGGGUUGAAAAAUGCUAUUGAAUAUUGCAAUCUAUAUAGUGUAAUGGAUGGCUUCUUUCAUCAGACUGAUCUUCUAUGUUACCAAUGUGGAUUAUCACCUUUUCCCUAAAGUGUACUUAAUCUUUGCUUUCUUUGCACAAUGUCUUUGGUUGCAAGUCAUAAGCCUGAGGCAAAUAAAAUUCCAGUAAUUUUGAA
Numida meleagris (helmeted guineafowl) is the source of this 6430-nucleotide messenger RNA. It is a transcript of the gene SMARCA2, whose product is annotated as SWI/SNF related, matrix associated, actin dependent regulator of chromatin, subfamily a, member 2. The record is from RefSeq and is a predicted model, not a curated record. The transcript has 33 exons. Gene Ontology annotation, molecular function: ATP binding; ATP-dependent chromatin remodeler activity; DNA binding. Gene Ontology annotation, biological process: positive regulation of transcription by RNA polymerase II. Gene Ontology annotation, cellular component: nucleus. Bases 182 to 4870 code for a protein of 1562 amino acids. Lineage: Eukaryota; Metazoa; Chordata; Aves; Galliformes; Numididae.